Messenger RNA from Mesorhabditis spiculigera, 1362 nucleotides. The record is from the annotation of a GenBank genome assembly. Lineage: Eukaryota; Metazoa; Nematoda; Chromadorea; Rhabditida; Rhabditidae.
AUGAGGAUACAUCUGCUAUUGCUGAGUAUAUUUGGCGUCAGCUGCGCAUACUUGGACCCAUCCUUCCGCGGGUCUUCCUACGAGAUUAUUCGACACCUGGUGAACGGUCCGAUGCGCGGGCAGGCGAAGAGGUGGAUGGAAGAGAUCUGUGAUGAUUUCGGGCCCAGGCUGGCCGGGACACAGGCGUUAGAGAGCUCCAUUGACGCCAUCACCCAAAAGCUACGCCUCGAUGGCUUCCAGAACGUCCACACUGAGCCGGUGCCAGGCAUUCCGCAUUUUGUGAGAGGAGAGGAUCGGGUUACUGUAACUGCCCCUCGACGAAUGGAUCUGAACAUCCUGGCGAUCCCUGGAAGUAAGCCGGGCCGAGUUCGAGCUGAAGCUGUUGUGCUGGAGGACAGAAAUGAUAUUAAGCCCCACCGUGUAGCCGGCAAAAUCGUGGUGAUAGUAAUGCCCUGGAAAGGCUACACCUGGACCGUUCAGCACCGACAGCUUGGAGAAGAGGCAGCAAGAUACGGUGCCGUUGGACUACUUGUGAAAUCAGUGGCCCCAUCAAGCAUGGGUAGCCCGCAUACCGGAUGGGGAGAAGGUUCGAUCCCAGCUGCCUCGCUGACCGUUGAAGAGGCCGAGAUGCUAAAACGCUGGUCCCAACGCGGCAAGCGCAUCACGAUCGAUAUGGACAUCCGGUCGAGGGUGAUGCCCGACAAAGUAAUGUCCCGGAAUACGGUGUUCGAGAUUAAAGGCUCUCACCAUCCCCAUGAAAUCGUAUUGCUGUCAGCUCAUUUGGACUCGUGGGAUGUUGGACAGGGAGCCCUCGACGAUGCCGGCGGCUGCGCAGCGGUGCUUUACGCCAUGAAAGCAAUUAAAGAAAUGGCUGACAGGAAUCCGAGAUACCGCCCGAAACGGACGAUCCGCGGAAUUUUCUGGACAGCCGAGGAGCAGGGAUUCAUCGGGGCCCAUCAAUAUUAUGCGGAUCACGGGGAUGGACAACGAGGAGAAAAGUUCGUAUUCGUCUCCGAGUCGGACAACGGUGCCUUCAAGCCGACAAACUCCACGUCGAAUCUGGCAUUCAAGGGAAAUCGAGAACAGAUGGACAUCAUGCACGAAAUCGUGGCCAUCAUCAAUGCCUACGGGAUCCCGUUGAAGACAAUCUACAGUAAUGCACAGGGCGACGUGGGCCAAUUUGCACUCGAUGGCGUCCCGUCGACAAUGUAUAUUUCUGAUAAAGGCUGGGAAUUCUACUUCAACUUCCACCACAGCGCCGCCGACUACUCGGACAAGGUCUCCGCCGAGGACAUUGAUCAUACGGCCGCCAUUUUUGCCGUGUUGGCCCACGUUAUCGGGAAUAUGAGGGAAUGGGUACGG